Hydractinia symbiolongicarpus is the source of this 5281-nucleotide messenger RNA. RefSeq names its product cytosolic Fe-S cluster assembly factor NUBP1 homolog. The record is from RefSeq and is a predicted model, not a curated record. Gene Ontology annotation, cellular component: cytosol. The coding region runs from base 3448 to 4419 and encodes 323 amino acids. Gene Ontology annotation, molecular function: 4 iron, 4 sulfur cluster binding; ATP-dependent FeS chaperone activity; ATP binding. Lineage: Eukaryota; Metazoa; Cnidaria; Hydrozoa; Anthoathecata; Hydractiniidae. Gene Ontology annotation, biological process: iron-sulfur cluster assembly. The transcript has 12 exons.
CAAAGUUUGUCUUAGGUAAUUAUGUAUUGGUAUUCGAAGUAGUACCAGCGUUCUCAACCAACAGAGCAAGUGAAUUGUACAAUCUGCAAGGUUUUAACUGGUGCUAUACGUAUUCUCAUUUUUUUUUUUUUUUUUAGAAGUUAUAAGAAUCAAGGCCGCACCAGGCCUACAGGCUAACAUUGUUGCUUUUGCAACUAUAAAGGACAUGUUGACGUGCGAACAAUAUUUAUCCAACAUUAGUGGCAAGGAAAACUUUCCAGGUUUACACAAACUCAAGCCGUAUAAGCCAAUAUAAUAGCAGGCUAAUUCUACUGAUCAUAACAAAAUUAGAAAAAAAUUGCUGACAUGAAAUUUCACUUACUUGCUAUAGUGGCAAAGAUUUGCAGACUUAUAUCAAUAAUUUUAGUUAACACCUUAUAAGCCAACCAGAAAGGCUGUACUGAGGAGUAACAAUUUAUUUUAUGUGUUGUCAAGAUAUGAACUAGCCCACCUAAAAUGUGAACUGAAUGUUUAAUAAAAUUGUUUUCACAAUGAAAAAAAGCGAAUAUAUAAAGAUUUUUUUCUUGUUAUUUAGAAGAUAUAAGUAACAGAAAAGUUGAAUAUAAGGCAAAUAACCUUGACAUGAACACUUGAAUGCUAUGGUAGAACAAAAAAAAUGUACCUUUUUUACUUGGUUCUUAUUAUUAUCUUGUUAUUCUUCUUAUUUAGUUUUAGUGUUUUGAAUUUUUAUUUUUUUGUGUUGUAAACAAAAUUUAGGCCAGCUAAUCUUUAUUUAGUUGGAGUUCUAUACCUUAACCAGCGUUAAACGUUAAAACUGAUCUUUAAUAAUAAAAAUUCAAUGUUUUAUUAUCAAAAUUUAUAAAAAAUUGGAACGCUUGAUUUAUUUAUUAGCUACCACAACAAGCCCAACUUUUUCUUUUCAUUGCAAACAAGUUCCCUCUCAAUUUAGUUAAUUCUUUGUAAACACAAAGUUAUCUUAGCAAAAAAGUUGACUACAACAUGACCACUGGGAGUUUCGCCUUGCUUUGACAGCAGAAAUGUUGUUUUAUUUCUAAAAAACUUACGAAAUUAGUUCUUACUCACAUAAACAAGUUGAGGAACAACACUUCUUCCCACCACUAUCAGAUAUCUCCAGUGUGUCUCUACUAACCUUCCAUAAUACCUGGGACUAAAUAGUUAUAUGUUUAAAUAUUUUAUCUGUAUUCAAAAAAAUAUUUCAGAGAAAAGUUUGUUUACAAGUAAAUAAAUAUUUCUCGACUUGCUAAAGUGUCAAAUAUGUAUGUUAAAGAUCUUCUCUAGCGGGGAUUGAUUUGUCACUAGUCACGAUAAAUAUAUGUUGAUGUGGCAAAAUUUUAAGAAGCUUCUCACAAUACAAUUUUCUUACAAAGUGUACAUUAUUGUUAUCUAUGUCAUUAGAACAACACACCAUGCUCAAACAUUUCCUUGUAAACUAUGUAGAUAUUUCCAAAAACUUGUGCAUGGCUUAUUUUAAUCCUAAGUAGUAUAAACCUUUUAACAACACAUUUUCUUUUCAUUUAAGAAUAGAAAAUAUAACACACCCUUUAUAAAAUAAAAAAAAGAAAGACAAAGGGAAUUAUUUUUUAAUAAUCGUGAAAACUGUAUCCCAAAAAACCUUUUAGAGAAGUGAGCUUAUUCCCAGCAUACUCUUUUUUGUUUACAUCACACUUAUUUUUAGUUCACGUACCUCCUAUUACUAGAAACUACCUCUAAAAUCUCCAUGAAAUUUCCAUAAUUGGUAAAAAAUAUUAUCUUUGGUUGGGAUUAUGCUUUGAACUUAAAACUUUCAACAUUUUUUUAACAAAGGAAAAACAUUUUAUAAAGUCUUGACAUCUCAUUAUCCUGAUUUUCUGAUUUUUCCAAUUGACACAAAACUUUUUUAGAUAUUUUGUUCUCUGAAAUAUGCAAAAACUGCAAUAUUAAAUAACUUUCAUUUAGCUCUUAAACAGAAUGUUAAAUUUGUUAAAACUAUUUUAAUUUGAUUUUAAGCAAACAUUAUUAUUCAGGAAAAAUUUUGAGUGUGUAAUUCCUUUUAUGACUACUACUGUGCAGAGUUUCAUUUCAUAGGACGUUAUCCCCCGCCCCGAUUCGAUUUUAGCAAAUUAUGGUUUUCUGACAUCACUUAUUUUAGUGUUGAUGAUUUAUGGUGAAGUUAUCAAUCACAACCACAAAGAAUUACAUAUUUUGAAGAAACUGUUAAUUAUUUAGAAGGUAGAGUGGAGGUGAUACCAAGUGCUAUUGGUGCAUUAGUUUUUCCAGUGGUGGUUUCAUUGACCUUGGUAUAAUGUCUCAUUUGGAUAAUGGUAAAGCAGAGAUACUUGCAAUUUGUAACAUCCAAUGAAAUUGUUGAUGAUUUAUGGUGAAGUUAUCAAUCACAACCACAAAGAAUUACAUAUUUUGAAGAAACUGUUAAUUAUUUAGAAGGUAGAGUGGAGGUGAUACCAAGUGCUAUUGGUGCAUUAGUUUUUCCAGUGGUGGUUUCAUUGACCUUGGUAUAAUGUCUCAUUUGGAUAAUGGUAAAGCAGAGAUACUUGGUUAAAACAUUGAGAACAUAAAGUUUGUUGAAAAAGACGUAAUUAAUACUGAAAAUGUUUUAAGCAACCAAAAUGAUGAGCCAAAAUCUCUAUAUGAAUAUUUAAAGGCAGAUUUAUUGAUUAUUGCUGGUCUAGACGAUUAUGAUUGGAAAAAGUGUGUUAUGCAGACAUGAUAUUCAAAAUGCUGUCCAAAAAAUAAUUAUGAAAUAAUAAAGUAUCCUGGCCUUGGGCACCAGAUCGAUGCACCGUAAAUGCCACUUUGUGUAGCCAACAACAAGUGAACGUCUGAAAAAAAGUCUCUUUUUUUUCAAGAUUUUUUAGUUAGUAAUAAGGCACUGCUUCAAAGCAAUUUGUAACAUCCAAUGAAAUGUAAGGUGUUGGCAUCUAACUAUUUUAAUUCAUCCUUUCUUUUUUAUGACCUAAGUACAUUUUGUUCCUUCCUAAUUACUAAGUAGGUUUGUUACUAUACAUGUUAGAAACCACAACCACAACUGCAAGAGUGUUUCACUUAUGUAAAAUUCCAGACUUAUUAUGUAAUCUUUUAAUAUAGAACGUAAUUGCUUCUGUAAUUUUAGGUAAAUUAACUGUUUUAGAAAAUACAACUUCUAUAAUAUAAUGCAUAUAUUUCUGUGUAAAUUACUUAGCUAUCAUUUCAAUUAUUCUACUUUAAUCUGUGGAUGGUUAAUUUGCUCUGUGAAGCAAUGCAUCUGUAGAUUUUUUGUACGGAUCUCAAUGCAUAUUGUAAACCAUAUUUUCAAUAAUUCAAUGCUGCACCUAUAUAGCAUUCUAGCAAAUUUAUUAACAAUGCUACAUUUUUCCAUAAUGCUGUACAUUAUGAAAAUUUCAGGCUUCCAUAUUUUAGGAAUAUUUGAUAGCAUAAAAUUAUAAACAACAAAUGGCUGAGAAGCCAAAAGAUGCGCCUGAAGCAUGUCCUGGUACACAAAGUGAUAACGCUGGCAAGGCAUCUGCAUGUGCAGGUUGUCCAAAUCAGAAGAUAUGUGCAUCUGGUCAAAAUAAACGACCCGAUCCAGGUAUCCAAGAAGUAAAAUGGAGACUGGCAUCAGUAAAACAUAAAAUUAUUGUGCUCUCUGGAAAAGGUGGUGUUGGUAAAAGUACUUUUACUUCAACUUUGGCGCAUGGUUUAGCACAGGAUCAAGAAAAGCAGAUUGGAGUUUUAGAUAUUGAUAUUUGUGGCCCAUCUAUGGCAAAGAUCCUAGGUGUAGAAGGAGAGCAGGUUCAUCAAAGUGGAUCUGGCUGGUCACCUGUUUUUGUAGAUGACAACCUCUCUGUAAUGUCGGUUGCUUUUCUUCUGCAAUCUGAUGAAGAUGCUGUUAUUUGGAGAGGACCUAGAAAAAAUGGCUUAAUCAAACAAUUUCUCAAGGAUGUGGACUGGGGCGAUCUUGACUUUCUGGUCAUAGACACGCCACCUGGAACUUCCGACGAACAUCUGUCACUUGUUCAGUAUCUUAGUCAAACGAAAAUCGAUGGAGCUGUUGUGAUUACCACUCCGCAGGAGGUAGCUUUACUGGACGUACGAAAAGAAAUCGAUUUUUGCAAAAAAGUCAAGCUUCCUAUAAUUGGUGUUGUGGAGAACAUGAGUGGGUUUACUUGUCCAAAAUGUCAGCACGAGUCACAGCCCUUUCCAGCAACCUCUGGAGGUGGAGCAAUAAUGGCUGUGGAACUAAAUCUACCAUUUUUAGGGAAGCUUCCCCUUGAUCCCAGAAUUGGGCGAUGUUGCGAUGAAGGAAAAUCAUUUCUUACAGAGUAUCCAGAUACGCCUGCUGCAAUUGCUUAUCAACAAGUUGUCACAAAAAUAUUGGAAUACUGCAACGGGAAAAAGGACAAAGAGGAGUUAGUUCAUCGUUAGCAAGUUCUGUUUACGUCAACUUCCAAGUCUCGUGUCCAUUUCAAAAUGUUGACACUGAUGCUAAAAUUAAUACAGAAGUAGAAAUCUGUUUAAUGAUAAAAAAGCGCGAGUAAAUAUCGUGCAGGACCGCAAAUCGAUAUCUAUUUUUUGUUUUUAAUCAAGACAAAUGAAAUAAACAGUUGUUUUACUUUCUUUGUAACAAAUAAUGAAACCUCAAUUUCAAAAGGUCUAUCAUAUGUCCUGAAACGUUAUCCCUCACAACUUGUUGUCUCACGUAAGAGAAAUUUCUGGAAUUGUCUUAAAAUUAUUUGACACAAAAUUAAUCUAAAAAUUUGUAACUAUUUCAGACGACUGCAAAUAUAGAAAAAUAAUGCAAUAUGCGAGAGAAUUUUUUUGCGAGUUGGAAAAGAUAACAUGGUUUAUGUAUUUUUAAUAAACAUUUAAACAAAAAGUUGAAUGUACCCUUUUAUAUUGAUAUUUACGUAGAAAAUAUUGUAUAGUGUUGUUCGUUUCCAAAGGUGAAGUGUGCAUGUUGAAUAUUUUAGUUAUAAACUUUUCCAAAUAAAGAAAUGUGAAAUAUUUUACGGAAUUUCUUAAAACCUAACCAUGAAAAAGCCCGUGGAUAUUUUGGAUUUUUAUAGCAUGUAUUAAAAUAGCCAUGUUUCAAAAAUGGUGAAAUUACCUUUACGACGCGUAAUCAACCUUAUUUGAAAAAAAAAAUUUGAACAUAUUUUACAAAGUUUUGAUCAAUAGACAUAUUCUCCCAAGGCCAAAACGGUCUAUAUUGUUUUUAUUUUAUAUAAUUUCACCUUAUGUAUAUAUUUUGCUUCUACAUUAGAGUAUAAAAAAUUAUGGUUGAUAA